CAGCGGCACUCGCAUUCCCUUGGAGAUAGCCAUGUUGAGGAAGGUGCGCUCCGGCUGCAGUGCCAUCAUCCAGCUCCUCCAUUGGUUUGAGCUGCCCCACUCCUUUGUGCUGGUUCUGGAGCGUCCGGAGCCAUCGCAGGACCUCUCCGACUUCAUCAAAAAAUGGAGGUUCCUGCCCGAGAAUCUGGCGCGGGGCAUUUUCCUCCAGGUGCUGGUGGCUGUGCGGCACUGCCACAGCCGCGGUGUCCUGCACAGGGAUAUCAAGCCCAAGAACAUCAUCAUCAACUUGGCCACCAGAGAGGUCAAGCUUAUUGACUUUGGUUGCAGCACCCUCCUCAGGGACACGGUCUACACCAAAUUUAGCGGUGAGCCCACAGCCCAGGGUGCUUCCCGUACCGAGCAGUUUGUGAACAAGAGUCACGUGCUGAUGACGAGGUGGCGGGUCACACCGAGUGUGCGUCCCCACGUCCGUGGCGCCACCGUGGCCUCCCGGACCCACAACUGCCUCCCAACUGACCCCCAGUGA
Molecule: messenger RNA, 526 nt
Organism: Pezoporus flaviventris
Lineage: Eukaryota; Metazoa; Chordata; Aves; Psittaciformes; Psittacidae
Product: serine/threonine-protein kinase pim-1-like
Exons: 2
Coding region: 32-526 (164 amino acids)
Biological process (GO): protein autophosphorylation
Cellular component (GO): cytoplasm
Molecular function (GO): protein serine/threonine kinase activity; ATP binding
Source: RefSeq, a predicted model, not a curated record